Messenger RNA from Carica papaya (papaya), 1688 nucleotides. Lineage: Eukaryota; Viridiplantae; Streptophyta; Magnoliopsida; Brassicales; Caricaceae. The record is from RefSeq and is a predicted model, not a curated record.
AUGAGGAGUGCUAUCAUGGACGAGAGUCACGUCAUAGAUACGAGCAAGAGCGUGUUGGAGAAUAUGGGGGGAAAACGUCGAAGAUAUGAAGGUGCAAGGAGGACACCUGGUAGGCAAUGCUUUUCUUUUGAGUAUUUUCUUCUGAUUGAGGCAUUCUUUUUAACUUUUGCAUCUUGUUAUGAUCAUGCUUUUCUAAUUCUUCCUCAAAUAUUUAUUCAACAGGUAAUUCGUGAAAAUCAGGUGGUGGUGGUGGUUGGAGAAACUGGUUCGGGAAAGACAACCCAACUUACGCAGUAUCUUCACGAAGACAGAUACACUUCAAAUGGCAUAGUAGGUUGCACUCAACCAAGGUGAGUAGCAGCUAUGAGCGUUGCUAAAAGGGUUAGUGAAGAGAUGGAAACUGAGUUGGGGAAUAAAGUUGGCUAUGUUAUUCGUUUUGAAGAUGUGACUGGACCAAACACUUUAAUCAAGUACAUGACUGAUGGAGUACUUCUUCGUGAAACUUUAGAAGACUCUGAUCUUGACAAGCACCGCAUUAUUGUGAUGGAUGAAGCACAUGAAAGAUCACUGAGUACACAUGUAUUGUUUGGGAUAUUGAAGAAAGCAGUUGCUCAGUGCAGGGAUUUCAAGCUGAUUGUUACAUCUGCAACGUUAAAUGCUCAGAAAUUUUCUAAGUUCUUUGGCAGUGUACUAAUUUUCCACAUUCCGGGACGCACUUUUCCGGUCAAUAUUUUGUACAAUCAGACUCCAUGUGAAGUUUAUGUUGAAGGUGCAGUUAAACAGGCCAUGACUAUUCCCAUAACAAGCCCUCCAGAUCAUGCUUUGAUGGGUGAGCAAUUGGGAUGCAUUAAUGAGGUUUUAACAAUUCUGUCAAUGCUUUCAGUGCCGUCAGUGUUCUUCAGGCCUAAAGAUAGGAUAGAAGAGAGUGAUGCGGCAAGGGAAAAAAAUUUUGUUCCAGAAUCUGAUCAUUUAACCCUUCUCAAUGUUCACCAGCAGUGGAAAGAGCAUGAUCAUCGGGGAGAUUGGUGUAACAAUCACUUUUUGCAUGUUAAAGAAUUGAGAAAGGCUAGAGAUGUGAGGUCCCAGCUACUGGAUAUUUUCAAGCCGUUGAAAAUCCCAUUAAUUCCUUGUGGACCUGAUUGGGAUGUGAUUCGAAAAGCCAUUUGGCCUGCAUAUUUCCACAAUGCAGCAAGACUGAAGGGUGUUGGGGAGUAUGUCAAUUGCAGGAACGGAAUGCCUUGCCAUUUGCACCCAAGCAGUGCUUUAUAUGGCUUGGGUUAUACACCGGACUAUGUUGUUUGCCAUGAAUUGAUCCUAUCGAUGAAGGAGUACAUGCAGUGUGCCACAGCAGUGGAGCCGCAAUGGCUGGCUGAGCUAGGACCUACGGUUUUCUCUGUGAAGGAAUCAGAUAUGUCAAUGUUGGAGCAUAAGAAAAAACAGAAGGAAGAGAAGACGGCAAUGGAAGAGGAGAUGGAAAUUUUGAGGAAGGAACAAUUAGAGGCGGAGAGAAAAAGCAAGGAGAAGGAAAGAGAAAAGAGGAGGAAGCAACAACAACAGAUUUCAAUUCCAGGAAUGGGCCGAGGUUCUUCCACAUAUCUGCGACCUAAGAAGUUCGGCUUGUGAAUUCGUCUCAGUAGAUUGAAACAUAGAUUUCUCUCAAUUUUUACAGAAGAUGUAAACUUUUUUAU